GCGCCUGAAAAUACAUUUAUUUCAAUACGUGCUUUUGCCAGUCACAGUUCACUUCUUCAAAUAGAUACUGGGAAACCUUACGGGGAAGACACACCUUGGAACAUGUCCCCGUUACAUCCAUUUUACAGAGAAGGAAAACUGAGGCCCUUAACCAGAAACUACUUAGUGCAGCCCUGAAGCGCUUCCUCUUCUCACGGCUCCUCCUCCACCGUCUCUUGCUAGGAGGCAGGACUAGGGUUUCUCGCCCCCAAUUUUUUUUUGCCUUGGGCCAGUCCUCCGACGUGGCUUCUCCUCCCCUCCGCCGCCAGCCACCCCCUCAGCCUUCCUUUCCCCACCAGCGGCACCCCCAGCUCCGCCCUCUUGUCUGCAGCACCAGCAAUAAGAGCCCGACACGGGGAGCCCCCGGCCAGCAGCACCGCCUCCUCCGCCGCGCAAUCGGCACGCUCCACAUAGUCUGCCGUAGAAUCUCGUUGCCUUUAACUCUUUCAGGACUCAGCCUUCAGGCCGUCUUACGCAAUGCCUGAAGAGGCGUUUCUUCGGAGGCGAGCACAGCCUAACAGAGCAAGGGGGGGAAAAGAAGAAACCCCCCGCAAGGUUCUCAUCCGACGAAGCUCGCUUUCGCCGACGCUCAGCCCAUUCGGCCGCCAUCGUUUCUGAGGAGUUGAAACCACCAGGCAGGACGAGGGGCAGCCAACCCGGGAAAGGGGAGGUCCUUGAGGGCUGUAGUCGCAGCCGCUUCUAUGAGGCCCCCCUUUGCCUCACCGGCUGCACCGCUGCGGGAUGUGUGUGUGGAGUUGCCGCCGCUGAGGUUGCCGGGGCCCGAGGUGGCUCCAGGGCCGGUCAUGGGGGCCGCCGCAGGGGUAAGCGGCGGCGGCGGGAGUGCCUUCUUGUCCGAGCGGCUGCGGCUUCCCAUUUGUUGCUUGGGCGUCUUCGUGUGUUACUUCUGGUACGGCGUCCUGCAGGAGACAAUUACAAGAGGCAAAUAUGGGGAAGGAGUGAAACAGGAGAAGUUCCGCUAUGCCCUGUCGCUGGUCUUUAUUCAGUGCGUGAUCAAUGCGGUUUUUGCCAAGCUAUUGAUCCAGUUUUUCGAUACCGUCAAAGUGGAUCGGACACAGAAUUGGCUGUAUGGCGCUUGUUCCCUUUCCUACCUGGGAGCCAUGGUUUCCAGCAACUCAGCUCUGCAGUUUGUCAACUACCCAACACAGGUCCUUGGAAAGUCCUGUAAACCAAUUCCAGUCAUGCUGCUAGGGGUGACAGUUCUGAGGAAGAAGUACCCCAUCUCCAAAUACCUGUGUGUCUUACUGAUAGUCACGGGUGUGGCCCUUUUCAUGUACAAACCAAAGAAGGGAGGCGACAUUGUGGAUGAGCAUCUCUUCGGGUAUGGUGAGCUCCUACUGUUGCUAUCUUUGACCUUGGAUGGACUGACCGGAGUGUCUCAAGACCACAUGAGAGCGCACUACCAGACUGGUUCUAAUCACAUGAUGUUGAAUGUUAAUCUGUGGUCCACAUUAUUCCUAGGAGCUGGUAUCUUAUUCACAGGAGAGCUCUGGGAGUUCUUGAACUUCACAGAACGUUAUCCCAGCAUCAUAUACAACAUUCUUCUCUUUGGCCUCACAAGUGCUCUGGGCCAGAGCUUCAUCUUCAUGACUGUGGUCUACUUCGGUCCCCUGACCUGCUCGAUUGUCACCACCACCCGCAAGUUCUUCACCAUCCUGGCGUCGGUCAUCUUAUUUGCCAAUCCGAUCACCAACUUGCAAUGGGUGGGCACCAUUCUGGUGUUCCUGGGACUUGGACUGGAUGCCAAAUUUGGGAAAGCUUCCAAGAAAACCUCGCAUUAAGUCUUUUGGGUAGCUCUCUUCAGAACCUCAAGCAUCACAAACUGUUAACUUAUUGUCUUAUUUCUCAGCGACCAUUGUCAGAACGGACUCAGGAUGAGAGCUUGGGCGGGGGGGGGAGAAGGAUGGGGUUUUAUUGGGUGCGAAUGUGUGCUUUUGUUUCUUUUUUAAAUUCCAAACUAUUAUAUUUUUUUUAACGUUUUGGGUUGGGAGGGGUUAAUUAUAAUCAAGAAGGUGAAUUCCCCCCGCCCCCUCAUUCACUGCCUACUCUGCAACAAUCAGAGUUGGGGUUGAUAGGUGGCAACAAGGGGGUGAAAUUCUCAAUAGAAUGAAAGGAAUGCUUUAAAACAAAUAAAAAGAGGGGAACUAGA
Messenger RNA from Heteronotia binoei (common prickly gecko), 2206 nucleotides. It is a transcript of the gene SLC35B1, whose product is annotated as solute carrier family 35 member B1. Gene Ontology annotation, cellular component: endoplasmic reticulum membrane; Golgi membrane. NCBI's taxonomy places the organism in Eukaryota, Metazoa, Chordata, Lepidosauria, Squamata, Gekkonidae. The transcript has 9 exons. The record is from RefSeq and is a predicted model, not a curated record. Bases 741 to 1838 code for a protein of 365 amino acids. Gene Ontology annotation, biological process: UDP-galactose transmembrane transport. Gene Ontology annotation, molecular function: UDP-galactose transmembrane transporter activity; UDP-glucose transmembrane transporter activity.